AGCAUUGUGUGGAGGAAGUCGGCCUGGGGGCGGCCUGCGCUGGGCAGCCAAGGCCGCGGGGGGCAGCGCAGGCUGCUUCGACCACCCGAGGACGGCGCAAUGGGAGACGAGAUGGACGCCAUGAUCCCCGAACGGGAGAUGAAGGAUUUUCAGUUUAGGGCCCUGAAGAAGGUGAGAAUCUUUGACUCCCCUGAGGAGUUGCCCAAGGAACGUUCGAGUCUGCUUGCCGUGUCCAACAAGUAUGGCCUGGUCUUCGCUGGUGGAGCCAGCGGGCUGCAGAUUUUCCCUACUAAAAAUCUUCUUAUUCAGAAUAAACCUGGAGACGACCCCAAUAAGAUCGUUGAUAAAGUCCAGGGCUUGCUGGUUCCUAUGAAGUUCCCCAUCCGUCACCUCGCCCUGAGCUGUGACAACCUCACACUCUCCGUGUGCAUGAUGUCCGGUGAAUACGGUUCCGUCAUCGCUUUUUUCGAUGUUCGCACGUUCUCGAACGAGGCCAAGCAGCAGAAACGCCCAUUUGCCUAUCAUAAGCUUUCGAAAGAUGCAGGCGGCAUGGUGAUCGACAUGAAGUGGAACCCCGCUGUCCCCUCCAUGGUGGCCGUGUGUCUGGCAGACGGCAGCAUCGCUGUCCUGCAAGUCACCGAAACAGUGAAAGUGUGUGCGACGCUUCCCUCCACGGUAGCGGUGACGUCUGUGUGCUGGAGCCCCAAAGGGAAGCAGCUGGCCGUGGGGAAGCAGAACGGGACCGUGGUCCAGUAUCUCCCCACGUUGCAGGAAAAAAAAGUCAUUCCUUGUCCUCCGUUCUAUGAGUCAGAUCACCCGGUCCGAGUCCUGGACGUGCUGUGGAUCGGUACCUACGUCUUCACGAUCGUGUACGCCGCCGCGGACGGGUCCUUGGAAACGUCUCCCGACGUGGUGAUGGCGCUGCUGCCGAAAAAGGAGGAAAAGCACCCCGAGGUGUUCGUGAACUUCAUGGAGCCCUGCUACGGCUGCUGCACGGAGAGGCAGCACCACUACUAUCUGAGCUACGUCGAGGAAUGGGAUCUGGUGCUGGCGGCGUCUGCGGCCUCCACAGAAGUCAGCAUCCUCGCUCGACAGGGCGAUCAGAUCAAUUGGGAAUCUUGGCUGCUGGAGGAUUCCAGUCGAGCUGAACUGCCUGUGACGGACAAGAACGAUGACUCCUUGCCCGUGGGAGUGGCCAUAGACUACACCAACCAAGUGGAAGUCACCAUCAACGAGGAGAAGACUCUUCCCCCUGCUCCAGUCCUCAUGUUACUCUCAACCGAUGGGGUGCUCUGUCCGUUUUACAUGAUCAAUCAAAACCCUGGGGUUAGGUCCCUCAUCAGGACGCCGGAGCGGCUCUCGUUAGAGGGGGAGCGACAGCCCAAGUCGUCAGGAAGCACGCCCACGACCCCAACCUCGCCGGCCCCGCAGAAGCCCGAGUUGUCGGCAGCUACGGCCCCCGUGUCCGUCCCGCCUUCCCUGCCGGCGGCCCCCACCUCCACCUUCUCCUUGCCCUCUGCUGUGGGGGCCCCUGGCGUGUUCUCCUUUGGUUCUUCACCGUCCUUGAAGUCGUCUGGGCCUGUCACCGCGGAGCCCCCUCCGUACCCCAGCAGCUCCGACGCCUCCAAGGCAGCCGUGGGCUCCGGCACGGCCUCCUUCUCGUUCGCGCCUCCUCAGGCCCCGCUGGCGCCCGCCCCCACGGCCCCCGCCAUGGCACCCCUGGCCGCCCCGUUCUCCUUCGGCUCAUCGGGCUUCAAGCCGACCCUGGAAAGCACACCGGUGCCGAGCGCGUCCACUCCAGGCGUGGGAAUGAAGCCCUCCUUCCCGCCUUCAGCCUCUGCAGUCAAGGUCAACCUUAACGAAAAGUUUACCGCCGCGGCCGCCCCCGCCAGCAGCUCCCCGGGCACGCCCCCGACGCUGCUGUUCCCCACCUCCAAGCCGGCUGCCCCUGGACCUCUCAGCCACCCCACGCCCCUGGCGGCAACACCGCUCGGCGCCUUGGCCUCGAAGCCCCCGGCCGCUCCCUCGGCGUCAGGGCGCGCGGCUCACGGCGGUGCAGGUCCGGCGCCCUCCGCGGGGCAGAAGGCGCCCAGGAUAGCCCCCCCGGUGGCGAAGUCAGGCUGCCCCCAGGCGAAAUCACUUCCGCCCCCUGCUGUGGAAAAGCAGGGACACCAGUGGAAAGAGUCCGAUCCUGUGAUGGUUGGAAUUGGCGAGGAGAUCGCGCACUUCCAGAAGGAGCUGGAGGACCUGAAGGCCCGCACUUCGAAAGCCUGUUUCCAGGUGGGCAGCUCGGAGGAGAUGAAGAUGCUGCGGACCGAGGCGGAUGACCUGCACACCUUCCUUUUGGAGAUCAAGGAGACCACGGAGUCUCUGCACGGGGACAUCAGCGCCCUGAAGACGGCCCUGCUGGAGGGCUUCUCUGGGGCCGAAGAGGCCCGGGAGCAGAACGAGAGAAACCACGACGCCGGCUACCUGCGCCUGCUCUACAAAAGGCCCCUGGACCCCAAGAGCGAAGCACAGCUCCAGGAGAUUCGGCGCCUUCACCAGUACGUGAAGUUUGCUGUGCAGGAUGUGAACGACGUUCUGGACCUGGAGUGGGACCAGCACCUGGAGCAAAAGAGGAAGCAGAACAGGCGCCUGCUUGUGCCGGAGCGAGAGACGCUGUUCAACACCCUGGCCAACAACCGGGAGAUCAUCAACCAGCAGAAGAAGAGGCUGAACCACCUGGUGGACAGCCUCCAGCAGCUGCGGCUGUACAACCACACGCCCCAGUGGAGCCUCCCCUCGGACGUCUCCUCCCAGAGCAGCACGCACAGUUUUGACAGUGACCUGGAGAGCCUGCGCAACGCUUUACUGAAGACCACCAUCGAAUCCCACGCCAGACCCUUGCCGAAGGUUCCAGCUAAACUGUCCCCUGUGAAACAGGCACAGCUGAGAAACUUCCUGGCCAAGAGGAAGACCCCACCCGUGAGAUCCACCGCUCCAGCCAGCCUGUCGCGGUCCGCCUUCCUGUCCCAGAGGUACUGCGAGGACUUGGACGAGGCCAGCUCCACGUCGUCCGUCUCCCAGUCCCUGGAGAGCGAGGACGCACGCACGCCCUGUAAAGACGAGGACGCAGCGGCGGCCGCCCAGGUCCCGCGGCACGCCCCCGUGGUCCGCACGCCCUCCGUCCAGCCCGGCCUCCUGGCCCAGGCGGCUGCUCCUUUCGCCAAAGCCCACCUGAGCCACGGUUCGCCUGGUGUGACGGGGACUACAGCAUCUCCGUCUGCUGGCAGAGUUCUCCCGCAGGGGGCUGACAGCACGAUGCUUGCAACCAAAACCGUGAAGCACGGGGCCCCGGGCCCCUCCCACACCAUCCCGGCACCCCAGGCGGCCGCCGCGGCUGCGCUGAGACGGCAGAUGGCCAGCCAGGCGCCAGCUGUGAGUACGUUGACUGAGUCGACUUUGAAGACUGUCCCCCAAGUGGUAAACGUGCAGGAACUGAAGAAUAACCCUUCACCCGCCUCUGCAGCGAUGGGAACUUCGGGGUCCUACUCUGCAGCCAAAACCCCUCACCCCGUGCUGACCCCGCUGGCCACUAACAACCAAGCUAAGCAGGGGCCGCUGGUAAACCCCCUCAAGCUGCCUGGGCCCGCGCCCGCCUCCACUCAGCUGCCGUCCAGCGACAAGGCUGCAGGGCCGGGGGCGACCAAGACGGAAACCGCCGUGACGUGCACCCCGUCUGCAGUCGGGCCGUUCGGCAAGACCUUCUCCUUCUCUUCGCCAGGGACCGGCUUCAGUUUCGGGAUAAUCGCACCGACGCCAUCCUCUAAUUUCACCGGCACGCAAGGGGCAGCACCCCCCGCUAAGGAGUCCAGCCAGCUGGACACGUUCUCGUUUGGCGGGGGCGGCAAGCCUUUACCUGAGACUGUUUCCGAAAGCUCGCCUCCCUCAGUGGUGACAGCAGCGUCGACCGCCCCUGGAGCUGCUCCCGCCCCCCCGGGAGAGCCUGCUGCGUCGAACGGCAGGCCUGCUCUCAGCACCCCUCCCGGCAAGCUGGAAACCCCGCCAUCCAAGUUGGGGGACCUGCUGUUCCCAAGCUCUUCGGCUGGCGAGACUCUCGGCAGCUUCUCGGGGCUGCGGGUCGGCCCAGCCGAUGACUCCGCGAAGCCCGCCGGUAAGGCUGCGUCCGCAAGCCUGACGAGCGCACAGCCGGCCAAGACCCCCCUCGUCCCCUCCGGGUUCACCUUCGCUGGCCCUCCCACCGUGGGCAAGCCCGCGGAGCUUCCCGCUGCCUCCUCUGGGGCUGCUGCCGCCCCCGCGCAGGUGCCGGCUGCCGGCACGAGCACGAGCGGGGCCUCGGCGGGCGUCUUCGGCGGCCUGCCCCUCACCAGUGCGGGGUCCUCCGGGCUCGUGAGCUUCAGUGGCCUCUCUCUGGGCGGCGGCAAGACUGGGUUUUCCUUCGGAAGCCAGCAGACGAGCCACACGGCACCCCCGUCGGCCCCUCCGUCAGCCACCGCUGCCCCGUCCCACCCCACGUCGUUCCCCGUGAUGUCGUGCGGCGGCAAGACUGGGUUUUCCUUCGGAAGCCAGCAGACGAGUCACACGGCACCCCCGUCUGCCCCACCGUCAGCCACCGCUGCUCCUUCCCACCCCACGUCGUUCCCCGUGAUGUCGUUCGGUGGCCUCCUGAGUUCAGCCCCCGCACCCACCCUCCCUGCGUCCUCUGCUAAAGGCACCGAGGAGGCGACGUCGGCGUCUGUGCCCGAGAAGCCAGGCAGCAGCGAGGUCUUGGCGGCGGCGGCCUCGCUUCCAGGGCCGCCACAGUCGGCCCCGCUUCCCCAGGCUCCUCUGCAGACCCCCGACUCCGUCAAGAAAGAGCCUGCGCCGGCCCAGCCCACGGGCAGCGGCCCUGGUGCCGCAGCGGCAAGCGCCAGUCUCCCGGCACCUCCUGCAGAGGCCGUGCCGGCAGCCCCCGAGGUCCCCGACGUCAAGGCAGAGGCGGCCUCUCCUGCGUCCUCCCUCUCGGCGCCUGGGCCGGCUGCCGUCACCGCAGCCCCAGCCCCAGCCCCAGCCCCAGGUGCAGGCCCUGUGACGGCAGAAACAUCAGGUGCCCCCGCGGCCACGAGCGCUGUUCCCAGUGCGGCCCCGAGCCCCGCCCCAGACACGGCGGUGUUCGGGGCCGUCACGUCUGGCUCCUCUGUCUUCACCCAGCCGCCUGCUGCCAGUGCCAGCUCAGCCUUCAGCCAGCUCACCAGCAGCACGGCCACCGCCCCCUCGGCUGCCCCUGUGUUUGGGCAGGCGGCAUCCAGCGCCGCACCGAGCCUGUUUGGGCAGCAGGCGGGCAGCGCGGCCAGCACGGCCACCGCCGCACCACAGGCCAGUGGCUCGGGGUUCGGCAGCCCGGCGUUCGGCACCUCGGCCACCACCGGGGUCUUCGGGCAGACGGCGGCCUUCGGGCAGGCCCCGGCCUUCGGGCAGGCGACGAGCGGCCCGGCGAGCAGCUUCUCCUUCAGCCAGCCUGCCUUCAGCUCCGGGCCCGCCUUCGGCCAGCCCGCGUCCUCCGCGCCCACGUCCACCAGCGGGAGCGUCUUCGGGGCCUCUUCGGGCUCCAGCAGCUCCAGCUCCUUCUCCUUCGGACAGUCGUCUGCCGGCGCGGGCGCGGGGGUGUUUGGCCAGAGCACCCCCCCUGCCUUCGGCCAGAGCCCUGGCUUCGGGCCGGGGGGCUCCGUGUUCGGGGGUGCCUCUGCUGCCACCACCACGGCGGCGUCCUCGGGGUUCAGCUUUUGUCAGGCGUCAGGUUUCGGGUCUAGUAAUACUGGUUCUUUGUUUGGUCAAGCCGCCAGUGCCGGGGGGACAGUCUUUGGCCAGCAGCCGCCGUCAUCCAGUGGCAGCGUGUUCGGGUCCGGAAGCGCUACGCGAGGCGGUGGCUUCUUCAGCGGCCUCGGAGGGAAGCCCAGCCAGGACGCAGCCAACAAAAACCCGUUCAGCUCGGCCGGCGGGGGCUUCGGAUCCACGGCCGCCUCGAGCACCUCUAACCUGUUCGGAAACAGCGGGGCCAAGACCUUCGGCAGCUUCGCCGGCUCCUCGUUCGGGGAGCAGAAACCCGCCGGCACCUUCAGCUCUGGAGGAGGAAGCGUGGCGUCCCAAGGCUUCGGGUUUUCCGCGCCGAACAAAACAGGUGGCUUCGGUGCUGCUCCAGUGUUUGGCAGCCCUCCUACUUUUGGGGGGUCCCCUGGGUUUGGAGGGGUGCCAGCAUUCGGGGCAGCCCCAGCCUUUACAAGCCCUCUGGGCUCGACGGGAGGCAAAGUGUUCGGAGAGGGCACCGCGGCGGCCAGCGCGGGAGGAUUCGGGUUCGGCAGCAGCAGCAGCACCACGUCUUUCGGGACCCUCGCCAGCCAGAACGCGCCGACGUUCGGGUCCCUGUCCCAGCAGACCUCCGGCUUCGGCACCCAGAGCGGGGGCUUCUCUGGCUUCGGGUCGGGCACAGGAGGGUUCACCUUUGGAUCCUCCAACUCGUCCGUCCAGGGCUUCGGCGGCUGGAGAAGCUGAGUGGGUGUCGUGUUCCUCCCAGUCCCUGGGCCCAGCUGCCUGCUCGGCUCCUGUUCGCCAAGCAGCACUGAAGCCGCCCUUCACGUGGACGUCCUCACCAGCACCCCCAGGAGGAGGCGGCGGGACCGGAGCCCACAGAUGCUUCUCCGCUGUCCCCCGACCCGCCCCCACCCCCCCGCACCCCUGCCAUUAAACCGUCC
Messenger RNA from Phyllostomus hastatus (greater spear-nosed bat), 6731 nucleotides. It is a transcript of the gene NUP214, whose product is annotated as nucleoporin 214. The record is from RefSeq and is a predicted model, not a curated record. Lineage: Eukaryota; Metazoa; Chordata; Mammalia; Chiroptera; Phyllostomidae. The transcript has 36 exons. Gene Ontology annotation, cellular component: nuclear pore. Gene Ontology annotation, biological process: protein import into nucleus; RNA export from nucleus. Bases 100 to 6531 code for a protein of 2143 amino acids. Gene Ontology annotation, molecular function: protein binding; structural constituent of nuclear pore.